Trichobilharzia regenti is the source of this 1290-nucleotide messenger RNA. The record is from the annotation of a GenBank genome assembly. Lineage: Eukaryota; Metazoa; Platyhelminthes; Trematoda; Strigeidida; Schistosomatidae.
AUGCUUACACUAAAUAAAACAAUCAACGACAGUUGCUUAACUCCAUUAAAUUUAACUUGUGAUAAAAAUGGAAUGAUAAUAAGCAAUCACACGAAAUUACUGAAACGAAAGAAACACAGAAGUAAAACAACUAGCCAAUUGGCACACCGAAAUAAUAACAAUAAUAAUAACAGUAAUAAAUCAGAUGUAUCCAGUGAAAAUUCAGCUACUACAACUACUAUUAUUGAUGGUGAUGAGAAUGACAGCAUGAAUUUGAACGAGGAAUUUCCACAGAUUACUGAUGAAGAAUUACAAGCACUUCGAUUGAAUAUUAAUCAACGUGAAAGACGUAGAAUGCAUGAUUUAAAUCUGGCAAUGGAUGGAUUAAGAUCCGUAUUACCCUAUGCUCAAAAUCCAUCAGUUAGAAAAUUGUCAAAAAUUGCAACAUUAUUAUUAGCUAAAAAUUAUAUCCUCCUGCUAACAAAAAGUUUAACUGAAGUACAAGAAAAGUUGACCGUCUUAUUAUCAUGUCGUGAUCAGCAUUCAACAGAUCAACGGAUCAAGCCUAUACAACUGUUAACCAGUUCUAUAGGAAAUCAGCUGAUGACACCAGAAUCAAUGUCUACAUCAACAGGCAGAUCAUCUUCAGAAAUAUUGUCGUCUUAUUCAUCCUAUCCUUCUGUUAACCAAUCUACUUGUACACCACCAUCAAAUCUAACCACCUUACAAUCAAUAUCAUCUCCUAUUCUCCGGACAAAUAUCCUCCCGCCAAAUGAUCAGACUGUUUUGUUGAAUUUAAACAAGGAGAAUAGUGUGAAUAAUGAUCAUAAUAAUACUAAUAACAAAAUUUCAAACCAAUCGAUAAAUAGUAAUCAUGAUAUUUGUACAUCGAAUUUAGUAUUCCCCUUACUCCAAUGUACUACAAAAAAUAUAAGUCCUCAUAUAACAGAAGAAGAAUAUAGCGUCAUGCCUAUUCCCACUACUACUAAUACUACUAUUACUACUGCUAUUAUUGAUAGUAGUCCAGUAGUAUCAUCAUCACCAACAACAUUUCCCAGUUCACUUUUCUCUUCAGUUAACUUUUCUUCUCCUUGUUUAAAUGAUGAAAAGAAUUGUUUAAAUCAAAUAUUGAAUCCAUUGAACAACAACAACAAUGAAUUUGGCGGGAUUUCAAAUUUAUCGCGUUACUAUUAUUAUUAUCAACAACAAAACCAACAUAAUCAUCAUUUUAUUACACAACCUGUUGUUACAAAUCAAAUGUUCAGUUAUAAUUUUAUGCCUACACUACAAAAUUAUGUAAAUAUUUUAUAG